CAUCAAUGGUGUGGAGCCAUCUCUUGGGGCCGAAUACCAACACCAGUUGCUAGACAUUUUGGGAAUCGGCGAGUCUACUGGUUAUGGAAUUGGCAUCAUUCGGAAUCCAAAAUGGAAGACAACGGAAGAAGCGAAGGAAGUUGGAUUCGAUUCCAGGAAGCCCCAAUGGGGUAAUUGAUUUGAGCUUCAGCUUGGAUUGCUCAGACGACUCU
Messenger RNA from Linum tenue, 212 nucleotides. Lineage: Eukaryota; Viridiplantae; Streptophyta; Magnoliopsida; Malpighiales; Linaceae. The record is from the annotation of a GenBank genome assembly.